Molecule: messenger RNA, 540 nt
Organism: Galendromus occidentalis (western predatory mite)
Lineage: Eukaryota; Metazoa; Arthropoda; Arachnida; Mesostigmata; Phytoseiidae
Exons: 4
Coding region: 79-426 (115 amino acids)
Source: RefSeq, a predicted model, not a curated record
GGAGAGAGAGUUGGGCGUAAACGCCGAGCCUUCGCGGCUUCUAAGCGUAGCUUCACCACCUCAAAAGCUACUCUCAAGAUGCAGCAGACCGUAUCCUACAGAUGGGACUUGAGGCAGGCGGGGACCGCUCGGGGUGGACGUCACUCACUGGUUGUGUCAUCAGCGCUGGCGCGAGAACUCGAGAGAGAUAUCCAAGAAUCUCGCCGCAAAUCUCAUCUCGGAGGAUCGGAGCUUUCGGCGGCGAAAUUGUGCCAUCCCGCGUUGUACCGCUCUCAAGAGAAGAUUUUGAAUUUCGUACAUUCGCCUCUGACCUCGGUCGAGAUGUUCAUUCGUGAGCUGGACCAGUACGCACCUCCGAAAAAAAGACGAUCGACCAUCUCCGCGGAGCCUACGCAAUUGAAGUUCCUCUUCAGGACGCGAUACUGAGCCUCAAUCGACUCCCUGCUCCGGAUAGCCGGCGGAUGAGACGCAUCGCUAAUUUCCCGACAGAGUAUGUCGCGAAAGGGAUCAUCCCGAUAUAAACAAGCUAGGAACUUCAGA